Messenger RNA from Selaginella moellendorffii, 1854 nucleotides. Its product is annotated as peptide-N4-(N-acetyl-beta-glucosaminyl)asparagine amidase A. The transcript has a single exon. The record is from RefSeq and is a predicted model, not a curated record. The coding region runs from base 4 to 1746 and encodes 580 amino acids. NCBI's taxonomy places the organism in Eukaryota, Viridiplantae, Streptophyta, Lycopodiopsida, Selaginellales, Selaginellaceae.
UCCAUGGCGCUUGUGCUCUUCCUGCUCUUCCUGGCGGCGACGGCGCAAGGGAAAGGUAGAUUUCGUCUCGGCGGCCUGGAUUUCGAGCACUCCGAACACCGGCAUUCCUCGCUAGCGCCAGCUCCAGCGCCAGCCCCAGAUCCAGCUCCACUGACGUUCUUCGAGGUGAGCAAGCCGCUGUCCAUCCCUAGAUCCGGCCACUGCGCGACGCUGCUGCUGCUAAAGCAUUCUUUCGGCAACACGAUCAGCUCGCCCCCGGUCACUGCUCCUUAUAAUCCUCCCCGAUCGAGCCACUGCGGUGGGGGUUGGGAGAGAGUGAUCCUCAGGUGGAGCGUAGCAUCCAGGGGCAGGCAGUUUGACCGAAUCUCCGCAGCAUGGCUGUCUGGAGUGGAAAUCUUCCGGACUUGCACGGCGGAGCCUACCAAGCAAGGGAUUGUGUGGAGCGUCGAGAAGGACAUCACCAAGUAUACUUCGUUGCUGGAGAAGCCACAGGUCUUGGCGGUCUCUCUUGCGAACGUGAUUGACAAAACUUACACGGGCUUCUUCAACGUCACCCUCACUGCCGAGUUCUACAAACCGGCUCAGAGAAACUCCAAGCGCUCUUCAAAGGGGAUGCCCGCUGACCUCGUUCUUCCAAUCGCUUUGCCAACUUCGGAGAAUGGUGGCUACUGGUUCCAGCUCCAAAACAGUUCCCACGUUGGAACUGUGAACCUCACCAGUCUUCCUCGAAACAUCUACAAGGCGGAGCUCGAGGUCUGCGUUUCCUUCCAUGGUGACGACGAGUUCUGGUACACCAAUCCAACGAACGAUUACUUGGACGCCAACGGUGAAAGCAGUUCGGGCUCCAGGAACGGUCCCUACAGGGAAGUGGUGGUUACUCUGGACGGGAAGCUUGUUGGAGAGAUAUGUCCCUUUCCAGUGAUCUACACGGGUGGCGUCAAUCCACUGUUUUGGAGACCAGCAGCAGCAAUCGGGGCUUUCAAUCUGCCAACCUACAUUCUCGACGUAACUCCGUUUGUUGGCCAGCUGGUGGAUGGGAACAGCCAUGAGAUCAGCUUGAGCGUCACCAACGCUGUCAGGAACUGGUUAUUGGACGCCAAUUUACACCUCUGGCUAGACCAUGGUAGCUCGCAGACGUCCGGAAAGCUCGUCUCUUACAGCUCUCCUCCAGCCGAUAUCAGUUACGACUCACACUACAAAGGUCUUGACGGUACUCUCCAGCUGUUUGCCUCUCGGUCACUUCAAUACUCGGGCUACGUCGAGUCUUCCUCUCACGGGAAGCUCAUAACGACUUCAUCGUACAGCUACAAGUUCUCCAACCAGAUGAUCUUCUCCGACAAUGGCAGCGUUUCCACAGUAAAGCAGCUCAUCGAUGCACAGACGAAGUUCCUGGUGGAAAGCAGCUCCAAGCAGGUUAGAUUGCAGCAGAAGUCGAGCUCGUACCCUUUCUUUCUCUACAACUCCCAGAAGGAUGGAACCAACAAGUCUGUUGUUUUAGACGCCAGGAUCUCGCAUGGACUUCAAGAAGAAUGCGACGACGACUCCUUUUGGAGCCGGCUCAACAACAAGCAAGACACUGCCGGGAAAAUCGUCAUCCAAGCGAAUAUAGUCACCAGUGGGACGGGAAAGCUAAACCAGACUUACGUGUCCGAGAGCAGCGAGGGAUGUUACCACCGGAGCAUCCGAACGAGCAACACUACAACACAGUACGAUGAAAGUGGUUUUCGAUGCAUCGCCAGCGCUUAAAAAGGCAGUUUAUAAACCAAAAGUGGCGGGAGUUUCUCGUAAAAGGCCUAAAAGUUGCGGCAUGGCGCUGGUGGUGCUCCUGCUACUUUUGGCGGCAGUGGCUCAGGC